Messenger RNA from Labrus bergylta (ballan wrasse), 5900 nucleotides. It is a transcript of the gene rbm27, whose product is annotated as RNA binding motif protein 27. NCBI's taxonomy places the organism in Eukaryota, Metazoa, Chordata, Actinopteri, Labriformes, Labridae. The record is from RefSeq and is a predicted model, not a curated record. Gene Ontology annotation, biological process: mRNA processing. Gene Ontology annotation, molecular function: metal ion binding; RNA binding. Gene Ontology annotation, cellular component: nucleus.
AUGCCGUAAAACACUUUGUCCGACCUGCCAGUGAAGAGAGAGACAGAAGGCCUUAAAGCUUUUAAAUCUAUAGACGAUGAAAGUAGGGUUAUCUAAACGCACUUUCAUCUUAUAGACAGUUAUUUUUGGGUUUCCUCACGAUGAUCAUAGAGAAUGUUGACGCCUUGAAGUCGUGGCUGGCAAAACUCCUGGAGCCAAUAUGUGAUGCUGACCCCUCGGCAUUAGCCAACUAUGUGGUGGCUCUUGUGAAGAAGGACAAACCAGAGAAAGAGCUGAAAGCUCUCUGUGCUGAUCAGCUUGAUGUCUUCCUACAAAAAGAUACAGUUGGAUUUGUCGAUAAACUUUUUGAAUGUCUGACAACCAAGAACUACCUGGGAAAUCCACCUGCUAAGGAGCCACCUAAAGAGGAGAUCAAACCUCCACUUACAAUCAAACCUGAAGUAGUAGAGGCUGAAACUCCAGAGGAGGAGAGAGAAAACAGGCGCAGGAGAAGUCCUCUGAGAAACCGCUCCGACUUCAAUGAGCCGAGGAGCAGAGAUGACAGGAGGCGAGAUGAGCGCAAGCGACGUGACUUCGACCGGCACGGGAAAAGCGGCAAUGACUCCCACCGAGAACGGGAGCGCCACGAGCGGCGCAGGGGGAGCCCCCGCGGGAGGAGUUACAGCCGGAGCCGAAGCCGGAGCAGAAGCAGGAGCGGCAGUCGAGGAAAGAGCAGGGACAGGGAGCACAGAGGAGGAAGAGACUUCAAGUCAAAGUUCGAGUCGGAACGUAAGGACACCGACUGCUACAACUCUUCAACAACAUCAGGCCCGCCGCAGCAACAUCCACCGCCUCUUCUGCCUCUGCCCACACCUCCGCACCCCUUCUCUUCCUCUUCCUCUGUAGGAGUACCAGGAGCCGGAGGCCCUCCUGUAGCAACGCCCGCUCACCUGCCUGAUAGCACCACAGACAGCUGGUCAGGCUAUUACGGCACCCAGAGGCAAGAUGGUGUGGUGAAGCCAUUCAACAAUAAGGUUUCUUCUCUCAAACAGCGGUGCAGGGAUUACGAUGAAAAAGGAUUUUGUGUCCGUGGAGAUCUGUGUCCAUUCGACCAUGGCAACGAUCCUCUCAUUGUGGAUGAUGUCAAUCUACCCAACAUGAUUCCCUUCCCACCUCCACCCGUUAUGCCCCCUGCUGGCCUCCCGAUGCCCCCCAUCACUGAGCCACCCCCUCCCCUCAGGAUGCCUUCAAUGCCACCCCCACCCUAUGGCCAGCCACCACCACCAGGCGUUUUCCCCAUGACUGGACCCCCACUGAUAGUAACCAGUGGGAUUGACACCCCAAACCACCAAUCGGCUAUCACUUCCUCUCCUCCUAUUGGACCACCUGGUGUGGGACUGCCGCCUACUCUUCCUCCUCCUCCUCCACCUCCUCCUCCCUCCUCGUCCUCUUCUGUGUCUCUUCGUCCCCAAUAUGUCCAGUCUGAAUAUAACUAUGAUCCAGAGGGAUAUAACCCAGAAUCCCCAGGCCUGACUACAGCAGGUAGGAACCCGUACCGGCAGUUCAUUCCCCGGGUGCAGACUCAACGCUCUAACCUCAUUGGCCUCACAUCCAACGAAGGACAAGGCUCCAGAGCUGCCAACAUAGUGAUCCAGACAGAGCCUGCCACUGUAGCAAGCACUCCUGGAAGUAACGUGCCCCGCUUCAACACAGAGCAGGACAACAGGAAGAGAACCAUGGGACCCAGUACAGCUGAGGGACCUGCAGUUAAAAAACCCUGGAUGGAGAAGCCAGGCUUUAACAACCAACACAAGAGCAGCUUUCCAAAGAGGUAUCACUAUGUGAACACUAAGCUGGAGGUGCGCAAGAUCCCACGUGAACUCAACAACAUCACCAAGCUGAAUGAACACUUCAGCAAGUUUGGAACCAUCGUUAAUAUUCAGGUGGUGUUUGGAGGAGACCCAGAGGCAGCAUUGAUCCAGUACACAAAGAAUGAAGAGGCCAGAAGGGCCAUAUCCAGCAUCGAAGCAGUCCUCAACAACCGCUUCAUUCGUGUCUAUUGGCACCGUGAGCCUGGCUCCAACGCCACAGGGCCUCAGCAGCAGGAGCAGAGCUCAGGGAGUCAGGCAGCUGGAACAGCACCCAGCCAAGCGCCGCAGCACAGCAACAUUCAUAAGGGAAUCAAGCAGCACAAUCCUGCUGCUUACGUGUUGAACAAUACUCUACCUAAGCAUCGCCUUUCAGCAGGCCCGACAGCUCCAACCAAGCAAGACAGCCUGAACCCAAAUGCAGACGCUGUCACUGUGGCACCUACACUGACAAACGCCCAGAAGGGCCCCUACUCAUCCACAGCCCAUAAGUCCUCCUCAAAGAGCCUUGGGAAAACAGGAAAAGCACUAGAAGCACAGGAAGUCCUCAAGAAGAAGCAGGAGGCAUUAAAACUACAGCAGGACAUGCGAAAGCAGAAGCAAGAGAUGUUGAAGACACAGAUUGAGUGUCAGAAGGUCUUGAUAAACCGCCUUGAGAAGAACCGAGGGAUGAAACCUGAGGAGAGGGCCAACAUCAUGAAGACUCUGAAGGAGCUGACCGAGAAGAUCGCACAGCUGCAGAAUGAAAUGAACCCAGCCUCCCAGGUCCCCAGCGCAAAAUCCAACCACAACCAGCCUAAGACCAAGAUUGAUGCCCAGAAGGAAUUGCUGGAUGCUGAGCUAGACUUUCACAAGAAGAUGAUCUCUGGAGAGGAUACAACUGAUCUCAAGAGAAAACUAGGACAGCUACAAGUGGAGGCCACUCGGCUGGGACUGAUUCGGGCUCCUGGCGGUCGGGGACGGGGUCGAGGUAAGAUGGCGCUGGAGCCAGGUUCGAUGCACGUGGGUCGUGGAAGGGGACGCAGCCGGGACAUGAUGGCUCGCAGCGGCUCUGUGAACCGCAUGGUGGUCGACCACAGACCUAGAGCUCUGGCUAUUUUGGGUGUCACUCAGGAGGAGAAGGAAGAGCUGAUGCCACACUUUGUGAAAUUUGGUGACAUCGAGGAUAUCCGUGACCAAGAUGCAAACACCGUCAUUAUGACCUUUAAGACAAGAAGUGAAGCAGAGAAUGCCGCUAACCAGGGAGCGAAGUUCAAAGGUCGUGUUCUGCAGAUUUCCUGGUACAAGCCCAAGACGCCCUCCGUUACGACAGAGCCAGAGGAGGAGGAGUCUAAAGAUGAGGACAAUACGAAGGAAGCUAGCUCUUACCUGCCUGGUGAGGAGGAAGAGGAGGAGGAGGAAGAGGAUGAUGAUGAAGACGACGAGUACGAGAGUCGUUCUUGGAGACGAUGAAGGCGUCGUAAUGCUCUCAAGGAGAAUCAGUCGUCAUUUUUUUUCACCGCCUGCAGAGAAAAACAACACAACAGAGCUCAACACUUCUUUUCUUUUUUUUUUUGUGUUCCUUUCCAGUAUUUUCAAACAAAGUAAUUUUAGACUAAUCAUAGUAAACGCUUCCUUUACUGUCUCGUACAUGAGAAGAAGUGUGGAGGGACGACUCUUUUUGUACCCCUCGACUAAACAAUUAUUUAAAACAUCUCACUUUUGCUGAGAAGAAUAAAUGUUAAGUUGUUCUUAUAGAUAGAAAACCCUAUGUAAGUUUCAGUGUGCUUACCAGAUGAUAGAUAUCAGUAAUGCACAACAUUUGUGUCUACUGUGAAUAGGUAUUUUUAUACAUACUGUAUUUAAGCUCUUUUCUCACCAGUUUUUGAAAAAUCUUGUCCUCUAUUCAGGGACAGCCAUUCCUUCACCAAAAGAACGUUCUCUUUGUCAACCAGAGAGAUAUUAAUUUAUUUUUCCUCUUAAGAAUUGCACUGUGCUGAACCUGUAUUGGCGCACAAUAUGGUGUGGUUUUUACAUUUCACUUUCCUCUCAUAGUAUCUUUCGGUAACUCCAAAAUGUUAAAGGAUCCAGAUAUUUUUGACAGCGCAGUCUCUGUCCUGGCAUGAAUACAUGCUAGUUUGUGCAUGUUGUAUUCCUACAUAAACCAGGGCCACACCUGAUACUGUACCCUGACUAUUUAAGAGCCCGUGUAGGUACAGAAGGACAUCAGUGCAAUAGAAAAAUCCAAACUAUGUUUACAAAUGGCAGUGUCCAUUCACGUCACAUACAGUCUUGUAGUAAAUACUAAACAUUUCCCAUCUUGUAUUUUGUCGCUCAGUUAAUGUUCAGUCCCACUCGGUGUAACAAUUGGCACCUUCACAGGGGUUCUACAUUUGCUAAGAGUGUGUAACAUUUUCCACUUGUGUCGUUCUUUCUCCUGGUCAUCCAAAGGGCCUGACAGGACAAGGAUCUGAUCAUCCAUUUCAGAAAUGUGAGAUCUAAAGACAGGUGUUUGAAUGUAACAUGGAGGAGUUGAUUUUAAUAUAUAUAAAUAUAAUUUCUUUGCCUUACACAAUCAGCUGAUGGCUGAAUUUUUACAAGAUUUGUGAUUUACUUUUGUAAAUUUUGUAAAUGCUUGAAAGAGAAAUUACUGUUGUUUUUUUUUGUUUUUUUGAUUUUCGUUACAUAUUUCAUUUUUUUUUAAAAGGCAAAGUUCUGUCAAGUAGGAAAGGUAAAGCAAGAGUGCUCUCAACUCUGCUUGUCCGGAAGGUUUUGAGUAUUUUUUCUUUAUUUUUUUGUUGAGCCAGUCCACGCUGUUAUUUCACUCAAUUUGUGAUUAAAGUCGCACAUGUUUUUCAAAGUAUCUCUCCCGAGAUGCUCUGAGCGAUGGAAAACUCUGGGAGUCAUGCACCUCACCAUUUCUUUUGUGCAUUAGUGCAGCUAUGCCUCUAUCUGAACACUGUCAGACAGGACUCCUACAAUGUGCACAUUUCAUGACAAAUGCUUCUUUUCUUUCCUUUUUUUUUUUUUUGCCUUCUCUACAUUUACUGUAUUUUAGAAUACUAAUGGUGGGAGGAAUCACAUUCAUUAAAUCUGUAUUUUAACAGCUCAGUGCAGGUAUUUAAAUGGAGGACAUCUCUGUUAUUUCCCCUGAAACCAAUAACUAUGUUUACAUGCAGCCUGAUGAAGCGUUGUUUGAUGUAUGCUCAUCAUUACUCAACUUAACCGAUCAUAUCUGGUAACCAGCCUUUACAGACAUGCAGAUAUUUGCCUGCAUGUGUAGAAAGUCACUAACAGACUUUACAUACCAAUUAUCUCCUUUGUUCUCUGGCUUCAAAAGUAAAAGAUGCAGACCAGUUUGAAAAUGUAAUUUCCUCCCACCUAUAUUGUUAGUAGCACUCUUGGUUGGAUUGCAUAUCUCACUGUGGACUGAUGACUGACAUAGCCCCCCCCCCCUGCCAGUGACCUCAUAUUCCCAUUUAAACCUCAGCUCAUGUUUUGGACAUAGCACAAAGAGGCCCUCAUGCAAUGGAAAGCUGAAGCAUUUUUCCAUUGGCACUUUGUAGUUUAAGAUGUUUUCCUCACAGAUAUUUGUUUCUUUAAAUGAAGUCUCUGGCAGUUCAAAAAAAAUCCCAUACUGCUUGUGUACAUGAGAAUUCAAGGAAGGUCUUGCUCCCACUUUUUGUACUAUCUUCUGUAUGCUACCAUCACACAAUGGUGUAAAAACAUGUAAAAUGUUUAUUGAAUAAUAGUUUUGGAUUUGUUACUGUUUAUAUUUGCAGGAUGUGGAUGUAUUUUCUUCAUGUAUUUUGUUUGUAAAAAAAAAUGGAUUUCUAAUUUACUAGCAUGUUUGCUUUUGCCAAUAAAGAUGGAGGAAUGGGGUGCUUGUAAAACCAACAAAGGAAGGAAAAGAAAAGAAAAAAACACAAUCUGACUAGGAUCUUGGAGAGAGAAAAAAAAGAGAAAAGAUCAUUUUUUUAGUUACAGAAAAAAAAAUUGACCAAAAAAAGAAGGUGACAUUGGCAAUGGAAAAAAAAAAGCGAGCAAAAGCAUUCCAGAAAAUAUAACCUUAAA